AACUCGCACUCGCUAGAAGUGACGAUCGAGGACCACCUAGUGCCGAGAAUAUUCAAUAGCACGUGAUGUUGUCGGACGGGAAGUGGAACGUAUGUGAACAGCAGAGGCCUCUAUCUCAAAAAGUACUAGUACUACCUUGAUUUAUUGUCCAGAGAAAAAAAAAUGGCCGCCGCCAAAGCGAAUGCGAACAUGGCCCGACUACACAAGCACAGCGCGACUCUUCUCGGGGACCGCCUGUACGCAGCGGUGCGGAUAUGAAAUGUAAAAAUGUCUGGGUCUGGAAGAAUGCAACAUUUGUGAUGCAGGUUUUCCAUGACCCAUGAGGCCGCGCAUGCAGGACCUAGCAUGACAGAUUCUGCGCGAUCUCUCUCAUGCCUUUCCUGCAUGAGAAACUCCCUCCCGACUUGGUCAAAACUGGACGACUUUUGGUAAUCAUGCAACACAGAUUUUUGCAUGCUUCAGAUUUAGCAUGACAAGUUGCAUUCUUCCAGACCCAGACAUUUUUACUAUUGAUAGCGGAGUGGCGACGGCAAAUCCACGACAUGCUCCUCCUCCUUACCUAUGAACUGCAAAAGUGUCCUGCUGCUCGUAUAAAUGCAUGACAAAUCCCCUCAGCAUGAGAAAUAAAAUUUGUAAUGCGGAUUUACAUUGGGAAAAAAAUUUGUAAUGCACGACUGCAAUACGAGUACUGUCACUGUGCGAUACUUUUGCACAGGAUAUUACCCCGCCGAUUUUUCAAGAAGCUGAAAAGCGGGACGAAACAGCUUUUCCUAAAUUCUCGGUCACCGGCUGCGGCAGCGCGAGUAGGCGCGAUAUCUCCUCCCGACAGCGACGAUCGGUUGCCACCGACACUGUACCGGGUGAAGAAUAUUGCAUUUUCCGAGAAGCCGGGGAAAACCAGCAGGGAGGCGAGUGCGGCCGUGGGUAAAAAUAGAGAGCAGGGUCCAGGAGCAAAUUCCUAUACCACCGAUAGCACACCCACAGGUGAUCCUUCCCCGCUAUCGACUGUAAAAAUGUCUGGGUCUGGAAGGGCCAAACUUGUGCUGCUGUAUUUGGAUGCUAAAAAAACCUGUAUUGCAUGACCAGCAAGAGGAUUCAAAUUUGGCUACGCGGAGACGGCAUUUGUCUUUGUCAUGCUGGAUGCGCAUAGAUAAGCGCUCAAAAAAUCUGUGAUGCUAUGGCAUACAUCACAGACAUCAUGACUCAUGAAAAAUGUGCAUGAUAAAGUUGUGCUGUUCCAGACCCAGACAUUUUUGCAUUUGAUACCCGCCCGACGGAGCCAACAUUUGUUCGGCACCGGUACUAUUUUCCAUCCCUGUCUACGGGCGGAACAAAAACACGCUGCUUCCGAGCACGCCCGUCGCGGUAGGAAAUUGCAAAUCUCUCUGAGUCUGGAAGAAUGCAGAAGUUAGUCAUACUGCUUUUGCAUGACCGAGGACGGCUUGUAUGCAGGAGCAGGCGGCAAAAUUUUUUUGUUUUCUCGACAGGGCAUCUCAUUAGCAUUCCUGCAUGAGAAAUUCCCGUAUUUGGGUGACAAAAGGUCGUCGUCGUGGAUGAGAGAUUUUUGUCUGUGCAACUGCUUUAGCUGGCCAGGCAUGACAGAUUUUUGUGAUGUCUCUUAAAAUGCGCGUCUUCACAAGUUUGAGUAUUCGCGCUUCAGACCUCCCAGAUGACAGAUUUGCAAUGCAUCGGCGUUCCUGAAACCCAACCAGGUGGUGCAGGUGUUGCCGCACGCGCUAAGGAUCUGUGAUGAGGAGCUAACGGAGGACAAUUUGAGGAACUACAACUCGGGCAUCGCCGGUUUGGAAAAUGCAAAGUGGAAGCAGUUUUGGCUGGACACGCACCGAGGAGCAGGAGCCGCAGCCGCUUCCUCCUCUCCGUCCAGCUCGUCCUCUGUGGCGCCUGUAAAUGUAAUGAAGGACCACGGGGGCCAGCAAAUGAGUUGUGAACAAGGAGGGAAAAAAAACCUCCCUGUGCAGACAGGCCACGAACCCGAAGUGGUAGAAGCAAGGACGAGCGAAACAUCGUCAAGACGGGAAGGUGCAGAAACGCUUUCUCACCCCGCCCUCACUCCACCGUCUCCGUGGAUCCCGGUUCGCAUCGCGCCGGACGCCAUGGAGGUGCUUACCAUGCCGAACACGGUCGGCGGCAUGACACUAUCACGAGGAAAAACUCCCCCUCCCCAUAAUCUUCAAACGGAAAGUUUUCAGUACUGCUCUGUGGCGAGAGAUCAGCUUUGUCCACGCAAGAAGGCAAGCAAAGAUAAAGAUAAAGUAAUUUGCUCGCUUGCUUUUCUUGAGCGUACAGGGCAGGCGCAGCCUUACGGCGACGGACAAGCGCGGCGCGGACGCGCCGCCGCUUCGCAGUGAUCGAGAGGCGGCGAGGCCGGUGCGCUUCGAUGGUCGUGCGUGCAUUCCUGCAAUCUUCGUCGCGGGGCAAAAUUUUACCCGUGCAGGCCGGCAUUUUGCUGGCGGUUUUUUUGCCCGCGCUUUUUUGCCGUCGUGAUGUUUUUAGCGAGGCUAAUCUGGCGACCCUGCUUUCGCUGUGCCUUAGUAGCAAACCUACUUGAGGAGCCUACUCGCAGGGCCGUGGGAGCGAACCCACCCGAGCGCUCCACUUGCAGCGCCUUCAGAGCGAACCCGGCCGAGCAAGCCAAAAACGCAACAACAACGCAACAACAACUCCACAACAACUCCACAACAACUCCACAACAACUCGACAGCAACUCGACAGCAACUCGACAACAACGCAACAACAACUCGACAACAACGCAACAACUACGCAACAACUACGCAACAACAACGCAACAACAACGCAACAACAACGCAACAACAACGCAACAACAACGCAACAACAACGCAACAACAACCCAACAACAACCCAACAACAUACAACUCAGCCCGUAGCCAAAAAAAAAGCCUGGCAAGGGCGGGAAAGCGUGCGCGCUCUCCUUUUUUUAUCCACCCAAAAAAGUAAAAGGAGAGAUAUUCCGGGCGGUCCAACAAAAGCAGAGAUAUUCGGGGCGGUCCGGCAGAAGUGGAGACAUUCGGAGCGGUCAAGCAGAAGGAGAGAUAUUCGGGGUGGUCAGGCGAAAGCGGAGAUAUUCGGAGCGGUCAGGCAAAAGUAGAGAUAUUCGCAGCGGCCGAACCAGUAAAAGUAGAGAUAUUCGGGGCGGUCAAACAAAAGUAGAGAUAUUCGGGGCGGUCAGGCAAAAGUGGAGAUGGGCGGUCGAGCAAGAGUAGAGAGAUUCGGGGCGGUCAGGCGAAAGCGGAGAUACUCGGAGCGGUCAAGCAAGAGGAGAGAUACUCGCAGCGGCCGAACAAGUAAAAGUAGAGAUAUUCCGGGCGGUCAAACAAAAGUAGAGAUAUUCGGGGCGGUCGGGCAAAAGUGGAGAUAUUCGGAGCGGUCAAGCAAAAAUAGAGAUACUCGCAGCGGCCGAACGCGUAAGCGUAGAGAUAUUCCGCGCGGUCGAACAAAAGUAGAGAUAUUCGGGGCGGUCAUGCAAAAGUGGAGAUAUUCGGAGCGGUCAAGCAAGAGUAGAGAUAUUCGGGGCGGUCAGGCGAAAGCGGAGAAAUUCGGAGCGGUCAAGCAAAAGUAGAGAUAUUCGCAGCGGCCGAACCAGUAAGAGUAGAGAUAUACCGGGCGGCCAAAGAAAAGUAGAGAUAUUCGGGGCGGUCGGGCAAAAGUGGAGAUAUUCGGAGCGGUCAGGCAAAUAAAAGCAGAGAUAUUCGGGGCGGUCAGGCGAAAGCGGAGAUAUUCGGAGCGGUCAAGCAAAAUUAGAGAUAUUCGCAGCGGCCGAACAAGUAAGAGGAAAGAUAUGCCGGGCGGUCAAACAAAAAGCAGAGAUAUUCGGGGCGGUCAGGCAAAAGCGGAGAUAUUCGGAGCGGUCAAGCAAGAGUAGAGAUAUUCGGGGCGGUCAGGCGACAGCGGAGAUAUUCGGAGCGGUCAAGCAAAAGUAGAGAUAUUCGCAGCGGCCGAACAAGUAAAAGUAGAGACAUUCCGGGUGGUCAUUCAAACAACAGUAGAGAUAUUCGGGGCGGUCAGGCAACAGUGGAGAUAUUCGGAGCGGUCAAGCAAAAGCAGAGAUACUCGGGGCGGUCAGGCGACAGCGGAGAUAUUCGGAGUGGUCAAGCAAGAGUAGGGAUAUUCGCAGCGGCCGAACAAGUAAAAGUAGAGACAUUCCGGGCGGUCAAACAAAAGAAGAGAUAUUCGGGGCGGUCAGGCAACAGUGGAGAUAUUCGGAGCGGUCGAGCAAAAGUAGAGACAUUCGGGGCGGUCAGGCGAAAGCGGAGAUAUUCGGAGCGGUCUUCGGGGGGGGCGGUCAGGCAAAAGUGGAGAUAUUCGGAGCGGUCAAGCAAGAGUAGAGAUAUUCGGGGCGGUCAGGCGAAAGCGAAGAUACUCGGAGCGGUCAAGUAAAAGUAGAGAUAUUCGCAGCGGCCGAACAAGUAAAAGUAGAGAUAUUCCGGGCGGUCAAACAAAAGAAGAGAUAUUCGGGGCGGCCCGCCAGGCAAAAGGGGAGAUAUUCGGAGCGGUCAAGCAAAAUUUGAGAUAUUCGGGGCGGUCACGCGAGCGCGGAGAUAUUCGGAGCGGUCAAGCAAAAGUAGAGAUAUUCGCAGCGGCCCAACAAGUAAGAGUCGAGAUAUUCCGGGCGGUCAAACAGCAGCAGAGAUAUUCGGGGCGGUCAGGCAAAAGUGGAGAUAUUCGGAGCGGUCAAGCAAAAGUAGAGAUAUUCGGGGCGGUCAGGCGAGAGCGGAGAUAUUCGGAGCGGUCAAGCAAAAGGAGAGAUAUUCGCAGCGGCCGAACAAGUAAAAGUAGAGAUAUUGCGGGCGGUCCGUCAAACAAAGUUAGAGAUAUUCCCUCGGGGCGGUCAGGCAAAAGUGGAGACAUUCGGAGCGGUCAGACAAAAGUAGAGAUAUUCGGGGCGGGCAGGCGACAGCGGAGAUAUUCGGAGCGGUCAAGCAACAGUAGAGAUAUUCGCAGCGGCCGAACAAGUAAAAGGAGAGAGAUUCCGGGCGGUCAAGCAAAAGUAGAGAAAUUCGGGGCGGUCAGGCAAAAGCGGAGAUAUUCGGGGCGGUCAGGCAAAAGUAGAGAUAUUCGGGGCAAGCGUAGAGAUAUUCGCAGCGGCCGAACAAGUAAAAGUAGAGAUAUUCCGGGCGGUCAAACAAAAGGAGAGAUAUUCGGGGCGGUCAGGCAAAAGUGGAGAUAUUCCGAGCGGCCAAGCAAAAGGAGAGACUUUCAGGGCGGGCAGGCGAAAGAGGAGAUAUUCGGAGCGGUCAAGCAAAAGUAGAGAGAUUCGCAGCGGCCGAACGAGUAAAAGGAGAGAUAUUCCGGGCGGUCAGACAAAAGUAGAGAUAUUCGGGGCCGUCCGGCAAAAGUGGAGAUAUUCGGAGCGGUCAGGCAAAAGUAGAGAUACUCGGGGCGGUCAGGCGAAAGCGGCGACAUUCGGAGCGGUCAAGCAAAAGUAGAGAUAUUCGCAGCGGCCGAACAAGUAAAAGUAGAGAGAUUCCGGGCGGUCCGUCAAACAAAAGUAGAGAUAUUCGGGGCGGUCACUCACUCAGGCAAAAGGGGAGAUAUUCGGAGCGGUCAGGCAAAAGUAGAGAUAUUCGGGGCGGUCAGGCGAAGGCGGAGAUAUUCCUUCGGAGCGGUCAAGCAAAAGUCGAGAUAUUCGCAGCGGCCGAACAAGUAAAAGUAGAGAUAUUCCAGGCGGCCACUCAAACAAAAGGAGAGAUAUUCGGGGCGGUCAGGCAAAAGCGGAGAUAUUCGGAGCGGUCCAGCAAAAGUAGAGAUAUUCGGGGCGGGCAGGCGACAGCGGAGAUAUUCGGAGGGAGCGACCAAGCAAAAGUAGAGAUAUUCGCAGCGGCCGAACAAGUAAAAGCUGAGAUAUUCCGGGCGGUCAAACAAAAGUAGAGAUAUUCGGGGCGGUCAGGCAAAUAAAAGCGGAGAUAUUCGGAGCGGUCAGGCAAGAGUAGAGAUAUUCGGGGCGGUCAGGCGACGGCGGAGAUAUUCGGAGCGGUCAAGCAAAAGUAGGGAUAUUCGCAGCGGCCGUCCGAACAAAUAAAAGUAGAGAUAUUCCGGGCGGUCAGACAAGUGUAGAGAUAUUCGGGGCGGUCAGGCAAAAGUGGAGACAUUCGGAGCGGUCAGGCAAAAGCAGAGAUAUUCGGGGCGGGCAGGCGAAAGCGGAGAUAUUCGGAGCGGUCAAGCAAAAGUAGAGAUAUUCGCAGCGGUCGAACGAGCAAAAGUAGAGAUAUUCCGGGCGGUCAAACAAAAGCAGAGAUAUUCGGGGCGGUCAGGCAAAAGUGGAGACAUUCGGAGCGGUCAAGUAAAAGUAGGGACAGAUACUCGGGGCGGUCAGGCGACAGCGGAGAUAUUCGGAGCGGUCAAGCAAAAGUAGAGAUAUUCGCAGCGGCCGAACCCGUAAAAGUAGAGAUAUUCCGGGCGGUCAAACAAAAGUAGAGACAUUCGGGGCGGUCAGGCAAAAGUGGAGAUAUUCGGAGCGGCCAAGCGACCGUAGAUAUAUUCGGGGCGGUCACGCGGAAGCGGAGAUAUUCGGAGCGGUCAGGCAAGUCAAGAGCAGAGAUAUUCGCAGCGGCCGAACAAGUAAAAGCUGAGACAUUCCGGGCGGUCAAACAAAAGUAGAGAUAUUCGGGGCGGUCAGGCAAAAGUGGAGAUAUUCGGAGCGGUCAGGCAAAAGUAGAGAUAUUCGGGGCGGUCAGGCGAAAGCGGAGAUAUUCGGAGCGGUCAGGCAAAAGUAGAGAUAUUCGGGGCGGUCAGGCGAAAGCGGAGAUAUUCGGAGCGGUCAAGCAAAAGUAGAGAUAUUCGCAGCGGCCGUCUCCGAACAAGUAAAAGUAGAGAGAUUCCGGGCGGUCAAACAAAAGUAGAGAUAUUCGGGGCGGUGAGGCAAAAGUGGAGAUAUUCGGAGCGGUCAGGCAAAAGUAGAGAUAUUCGGGGCGGUCAGGCGAAAGCGGAGAUAUUCGGAGCGGUCAAGCAAAAGUAGAGAUAUUCGCAGCGGCCGUCUCCGAACAAGUAAAAGUAGAGAGAUUCCGGGCGGUCAAACAAAAGUAGAGAUAUUCGGGGCGGUGAGGCAAAAGUGGAGAUAUUCGGAGCGGUCAGGCAAAAGUAGAGAUAUUCGGGGCGGUCAGGCGAAAGCGGAGAUAUUCGGAGCGGUCAAGCAAAAGUAGAGAUAUUCGCAGCGGCCGUCUCCGAACAAGUAAAAGUAGAGAGAUUCCGGGCGGUCAAACAAAAGUAGAGAUAUUCGGGGCGGUGAGGCAAAAGUGGAGAUAUUCGGAGCGGUCAGGCAAAAGUAGAGAUAUUCGGGGCGGUCAGGCGAAAGCGGAGAUAUUCGGAGCGGUCAAGCAAAAGUAGAGAUAUUCGCAGCGGCCGUCUCCGAACAAGUAAAAGUAGAGAGAUUCCGGGCGGUCAAACAAAAGUAGAGAUAUUCGGGGCGGUGAGGCAAAAGUGGAGAUAUUCGGAGCGGUCAGGCAAAAGUAGAGAUAUUCGGGGCGGUCAGGCGAAAGCGGAGAUAUUCGGAGCGGUCAAGCAAAAGUAGAGAUAUUCGCAGCGGCCGUCUCCGAACAAGUAAAAGUAGAGAGAUUCCGGGCGGUCAAACAAAAGUAGAGAUAUUCGGGGCGGUGAGGCAAAAGUGGAGAUAUUCGGAGCGGUCAGGCAAAAGUAGAGAUAUUCGGGGCGGUCAGGCGAAAGCGGAGAUAUUCGGAGCGGUCAAGCAAAAGUAGAGAUAUUCGCAGCGGCCGUCUCCGAACAAGUAAAAGUAGAGAGAUUCCGGGCGGUCAAACAAAAGUAGAGAUAUUCGGGGCGGUGAGGCAAAAGUGGAGAUAUUCGGAGCGGUCAGGCAAAAGUAGAGAUAUUCGGGGCGGUCAGGCGAAAGCGGAGAUAUUCGGAGCGGUCAAGCAAAAGUAGAGAUAUUCGCAGCGGCCGUCUCCGAACAAGUAAAAGUAGAGAGAUUCCGGGCGGUCAAACAAAAGUAGAGAUAUUCGGGGCGGUGAGGCAAAAGUGGAGAUAUUCGGAGCGGUCAGGCAAAAGUAGAGAUAUUCGGGGCGGUCAGGCGAAAGCGGAGAUAUUCGGAGCGGUCAAGCAAAAGUAGAGAUAUUCGCAGCGGCCGUCUCCGAACAAGUAAAAGUAGAGAGAUUCCGGGCGGUCAAACAAAAGUAGAGAUAUUCGGGGCGGUGAGGCAAAAGUGGAGAUAUUCGGAGCGGUCAGGCAAAAGUAGAGAUAUUCGGGGCGGUCAGGCGAAAGCGGAGAUAUUCGGAGCGGUCAAGCAAAAGUAGAGAUAUUCGCAGUGGCCGAACGAGUAGCAGCAGAGAUAUUCCGGGCGGUCAGACAGCAGUAGAGAUAUUCGGGGCGGUCAGGCAAAAGCGGAGAUAUUCGGAGCGGUCAAGCAAGAGGAGAGAUAUUCGGGGCGGUCACGCGAAAGCGGAGACAUUCGGAGCGGUCAGGCAAAAGUAGAGAUAUUCGCAGCGGCCGAACAAGUAAAACUAUCUAGACAGAGAUAUUCCGGGCGGUCGAACAAAAGUAGAGACAUUCGGGGCGGUCAGGCAAAAGUGGAGAUAUUCGGAGCGGUCGAGCAAAAAUAGAGAUAUUCGGGGCGGUCAGGCGAAAGCGGAGAUAUUCGGAGCGGUCAAGCAAAAGUAGAGACUGAUAUUCGCAGCGGCCGAACAAGUACAAGUAAAAGUAGACAUAUUCCGGGCGGUCGAACAAAAGUAGAGAUAUUCGGGGCGGUCAGGCAAAAGCGGAGAUAUUCGGGGCGGUCAAGCAGAAGUAGAGAUAUUCGGGGCGGUCAGGCGAAAGCGGAGAUAUUCGGAGCGGUCAAGCAAAAGGAGAGAUAUUCGCAGCGGCCGAACAAGUAAAAGUAGAGACUGAUACUCCGGGCGGUCAAACAAAAGUAGAGACAUUCGGGGCGGCCAAGCAAAAGCGGACACAUUCGAAGCGGUGAAGCAAAAGCAGAGAUAUUCGGGGCGAUCACGCGAGAGUGGAGAUAUUCGGAGCGGUCGAGCAGAAGUAGAGUCAGUCCGUUGAUUUUGCGUUCCAAUGAAUGUGGGGCCAUUUCUGGAAGACCAGGCCCCAGUUUCAGAAGCUUGCUAUUGAGUAAAGGGGAGGGGGGUCUUUCAUUUUAACAUUUGCCCAAGCUGCACUACGUCGACGGGAUGAUCAAAGCGGAGCACUUUUUUCCUGCAGGGGUAGAAUUCAAUCAGGAGGGGCUUCCACUUCGUGGGGCGGCACCCUCCGCGCAUGUCGUCUUCGAGCCCGCCGCCCUGCAGUAUCAAGUGCAAAUAUGUCUGGGUCUGGAAGAGUGUAGACUUGUCACGCAGAUUUUCCAUGACCCACAAUGUCUGGAAUGCGGGACCUAGCAUGACAGACUCUGCGAGGUCUCUGUCAUGCCUAUCCUCCAUGAGAAACUCCCUCCCAAGUUGGUCGAAAGUGGACUGCUUUGGGCUCUCAUGCAACACAGAUCUUUGCAUGAUUCACAUUUAGAAGCAUGAUAAGUUGCAAUCUUCCAGACCCAGACAUAUUUGCAAUCCAUAUGCAGAUGAGCGACGCGAUCUACGCCCGGCUGCCCUUCACGUAUCAAAUGUAAAAACGUCUGGGUCUGGAAACUUGUGAUGCUGGGUGGCGUAUCAUGAGGAGGCCACAAGAGCUGGCCAAGCAUGACAAGUUUUUGAGCUCCUAGGUGUUGCCUAUUCCGCAUGACAAACUGCGUUUCUGCAUGACAGAAAAAUGAGGCUCUUGGGUAACAUGCAUGACAGAUUUAAGAGUCAUGCCAGACAAGCAUGACGAACACACAUUCUUCCAGACCCAGACAUUUAUUUUUACAUUUGAUAUCACGCCCAUGCACGCCAUCUACCAGACCGUGCUUGACUUUGUCGAGCGUAAGUUCUUCCCCGCACAAAGAAGUCAGGAACCACCCGCGUCGGCCCCCGGCGGCGGUAGUGCAAUUGUAACAGGAAGCACUACAACUGCUACUACUGCAGCUAGUACCCCCGCCGCGAGUACGAGAACUGCCACGACCCCGCCGCCCGUCUGGUCAGAGAAGCUCCGCAGAAAAGACAGCAGAGCGGCUGGCGUAGACGCUACCGGCUCCGAGCACCAGAGCCAGAUGACUUAUGAUCUUCUACAUGAAAGUCUCACGGAAGCGCAGCGGUCCUGGCUUUCCUUCCGAGUGUGGUUUGACGACAUGGCGGCGGAAUACUACGACGGCGUGAUUGCGUAUGGAAAGAAAAAAAUUCGUCGCAGUCCCUAAUACUAUAAUCUUGCAACCUGUGCAUGACAGGAGAUUCACCUGGCGUUACAGCUUUUUCUAUGUAUCAUUCCGCAAACACAAGGGGAGUCGCGUAUGAAGUCUAGUCUUGCCUUGUGAUGCUGCAUUUCUACCCAUGAUGAGAGACAGCUUCGUGUUAGAAGAAUCCGUAUGAGUCGUGAUCCUGAUCGUGACAAAUUUUGUUUCGUGCAUAUUGCGGGGCCGGGCCGGUCGCGUGGUAGUCCUGGUCAAACGCAGUACAUUCUGCAGCGCGCGCCCGGAAAUGUGCCCGAGCGAAUGGAGAUUACUGAGGAGCUAUCAAAUGUAAAAAUGUCUGGGUCUGGAAGAAUCCGAAAUUUCUUAUGCUGUUUUUGCAUGACACAGAAUGUCUGUCAUGGAAGCCCUAGCAUCACAGAUCUUGCCUUCCUGAUACCUAUUCCGCAUGACAAAUGCCCUCCACGCGUAGCACAAACCGGACUCCUUUUGCUGGUCAUGCACUACAGAAUUUUUUAGAGUCCAAAGUUAGCAUCACAAGUUCCAACCUUCCAGACCCACACAUUUUUGCAAUCCAUAGGAGCAGAUUGUUUUUGACCAGGACAGAAAGCAGCGGCACAAAUUCUUCGGAAGGAUCGGUCUCUUUUUCACGUUUUAUCAAAUGCAAAGAUGUCUGGGUCUGGAAGAAUGCAACUUGUGAUGCUGCGUUUCGAUUCCAAAAAAAUCUGUAUUGCAUGAGCAGAAAAGGAAAUGCAAUUUUUGCUACGCGGAGCGGGCAUUUGUCAGGCGGAAUAGGCACCGAGAAGCCCUCAAAAAAUCUGUGAUGCUGGGGCACGCAUCGCAGACGUCAUGGCUCAUGCAAAACGUGCGUGACAAGUCUUAGAACCUUCCAGACCCAGACACUUUUGCACUUGAUACUUUCUGCUACUCGACAGUGGCCUACUUGCGGAAUCGGCGGAGCCGAAACAUGGCCGUGCGGGACUGCGUACGGCAAGAAAGGGCAAAAAUGCAGGACGAAGAGGAUCAACAUCUUGUAGCGGACAGAAGACGCGACCGCACGGAGUGGAACGACAAAAACGGCGAAACACUCACAAAAGCGGAUCGUGGCAAUGACCCAGAAGCAGUAGAGCGUAUCCCUCGCAAACAUAAUCGAUCUGGAUCUGAGAGAUUGUAGAUGGAUUCUAAUUCUUGCAGAAGUUUCUAAAUGCAGCUUUUCAGUGCGCCAUGAAACGGUCGCUCAACUUGAGGACCGCUAGUGGGCAAGACCUUGUUUAUUUCCACUCAUGAUCACGCAGCACGGAAGAUUUUUGUGUCCUGACGCUGCAAGGGGAAUGUCACAGGACUGGAUGAACAUCUUUCAGACAGCCCGGGAAGUACUAGAUGUUUGCAAUGCAUAGAACAAGAGGUCUAUGGAGAGAAAAAAGUUUGUCACAGUCACUAAGUUGCAGGUUUUGCAUUGCAAAUUUUUUUUGCAUCACAACUUCUUCUUGUAUUGCAGAAACACUAGGGAAAUCCCUUAUGAAGUGUGGCUGUGAUGCAUUUUUACGCAUGACAGACAAUUUUGUCUUGCAAAAAUGCCCAUGGGUGAUCGUGGCGAACUUUUUUCUUUUCAUAAGGUCCUGCACUUCGACCAGUUUCCAGCUCUUCUCCGGCCCCCGGUGGAAGCGGAUCCAUUUUACCUGAGCGAGAUAUGAAUUGCAAAAGUGUCUGGGUCUGGAAGAAUGGCAGACUUGUCAUGCAGGUUUUCCAUGACCCAUCAGGUCUGGUAUGUAGGACAUAGCAUGACAGAUUCAGAUUCUGUGAGAGCUCUAUCAUGCCUAUCCUGCAUGAGAAACUGCCUCGCGAUUAGGUCAAAAGUGGACAGCUUGUGGUAAUCAUGCAACACAGGUGUCUUUUUACAUGAUUCAGAUUUAGCAUGACAAGUUGCAUCCUUCCAGACCCAGACACUUUUACAUUUGAUACGAGAAGCUGCGCCACCAAAGCAGCGGGUUUAACUGGCGCAAUAUCCAGUGCAAAUCAUAUGUCCAGGUCUGGAAAGUUGGAACUUGUCAUGCUAGCUGUACAUCCCUGGGUGGAAAUCUGUAUUGCAUACCCAACACAAGUCGCAGCCUCUCUUUUCAUGCGACAAAACGUAGUUUCUCGUGCGGACCACUGCACUACGAGAAAGCGUUUUAGCAAGUUGUCAUGCUGGGGCGCAAUCGGACGUGUUUCCAUCAUCUACAUUGAUUUUAGUAUCACAAGUUCUCUCCAGAGGACCCAGACAUGCUUGCAAUUGAUACGCAACGCUUUGGUGCCUGUCAUCGGAUUCAACUUCGCCAAUCUGCUCUUCGUCUACCCCUUUGCCGUCAAUGGGACCUAUCCAUUGCAAAUAUAUUUAUCUGGGUUGGGAAAAGUGGACCGUGUGUUGCAUGUCUUGCAUUCUUGAAAACUCUGUGUUGCACAGCCAGCAAAGUCGCUACUUUUUCGUCACGCAAGAACCACGCAGUGCGUCAUGCGUGCUACGCAUCAGACGGCGUGAACUGAAGUCGUCAUGCUUGGCUGCACUUGAAAGCGCCAGUGACUUAUCCAUACUUCAGCAUCACAAAUUUCCAGAGGAUCCAAACAUAUUUGCAAUGCAUAGGGUCUACUUCUUUGCCAUGCCGGCAGUGACGGCCGGGUUCGUUACCGGCAGUUUGGGACUGAUCCUUUGGCACGACUUGUUUUACCUGUGAGGAUGAAAAAAUAGAUAGGGAAAAAAUAACAGCGUAGAUGUAGUACGUCUUCCACAUCAAGGCUCGCUGCAGCAAACGGUAGUGACCCCUUCUGGUCAAAGUCAAAGUGAAGUCGUCCACGGUUCAAGUGGUCCGUGCAGCAAAAUAUUAACAUAGAGUUCCUUUCAUUUUACGCCGUACUUGUAAAAGUG
Molecule: messenger RNA, 13145 nt
Organism: Amoebophrya sp. A120
Lineage: Eukaryota; Dinophyceae; Syndiniales; Amoebophryaceae
Source: the annotation of a GenBank genome assembly